Molecule: messenger RNA, 255 nt
Organism: Pelecanus crispus (Dalmatian pelican)
Lineage: Eukaryota; Metazoa; Chordata; Aves; Pelecaniformes; Pelecanidae
Source: RefSeq, a predicted model, not a curated record
AUGAUCCCGGUCCAGCAAGAACAAAGAAACCACACCACAGAACCUGUAAUAGAUGACUAUAAAAAGAUGGGGACUCUCUUUGGCGAACUAAACAAAAGCCUUAUCAGAAUAGGCUUCACAAGGAUGUACUUCGGAGAACGGAUAGUAGAACCUGUAAUAAUUAUAUUCUUCUGGGUUAUGCUCUGGUUUCUUGGCCUACAAGCUCUUGGACUGGUUGCUGUUCUGUGCCUUGUCAUUAUUUAUGUACAACAGUAA